AUGGUUAACAUAAAAUUUACACAAUAUCAGAAAUUUGAUAAUAAUAAAGAUAUCAAGAUACUAGACUAUGCUGAGAUCAUAAAAUUCUAUAACAAAUUUGAAAAAUUCACUCGAUUCAAAGAACGUAUUAUGGAUCAUGAAUUUGAUCUUGAAAAAUUGAUAAAGUAUAUAAAUACUAAAUUUAAUAAUCAUACUCUUGAUAAUUCAUCUUUAAUCUAUAAUUUGAAUAUUGAAAUUGUAGAAAUA
Messenger RNA from Scutellospora calospora, 246 nucleotides. The record is from the annotation of a GenBank genome assembly. NCBI's taxonomy places the organism in Eukaryota, Fungi, Glomeromycota, Glomeromycetes, Diversisporales, Gigasporaceae.